Messenger RNA from Macrosteles quadrilineatus (aster leafhopper), 909 nucleotides. RefSeq lists its product as uncharacterized. NCBI's taxonomy places the organism in Eukaryota, Metazoa, Arthropoda, Insecta, Hemiptera, Cicadellidae. The record is from RefSeq and is a predicted model, not a curated record. The coding region runs from base 16 to 858 and encodes 280 amino acids. The transcript is spliced from 5 exons.
AAAGCCAAAUUCAAUAUGCUUACUGCCAGAGUUGCAGUUAUAGCAUAUUGUCUCGUCUAUUGCGUUGCCACCGUAUUGGCUGAGGGUAAAGCAUGGUGGUGGCAGGGUGAUCGCAAGCCCAUCCCUCCAGAGACAAGACUUAGAUGGAUCAAUCCUUGUGGAGUCAAUAAUUAUAAAGCCCCUUACAAGUCCAUCUGGGAGUUUCCUGCUAGUCAAAGAAGAACCGGACAGGAGUGGAAAAGAUUGAUAACGGUCACUCGUCAGUCGAUAGUAAACGCUCGAGAAAGCUUUGAAACUUUUAGACAGAGAUAUGUGAAAGAGACGUUCCAAGUAGAUUUCUUCUCACAUAAUAAGGAAUGGGAGAAACACGACUACAAUUGGCUUCCAAACAUACCCAAGAAACUUGGAGAACCAGUUCCAAGAAAACAACUUGAAAGACCUAUAUAUUUUGAUCUAUUUGUGAAACUGAUGACGCAAUGGUUACAAAUAGUCGAUGUUGGAUUAGAACAAGUUCUGUGGGACUGGAAUUUAGAGACAGACCAAGGCAACCCUAAAUACAAAGAUGCAUUCAAGGAUAUGUGGCAUAAAAACAACCUAGUACUGUGUGAUAUGUGGAAAUAUGGGAAAGACCUCGGGUUGAAUAUACAUGACGUAAAUAGGAGUAUCAUGCCUAACGAGUUCCGUGAUAUUCAAGAUGAGACAACCAGAAAUAUUCGGGACUGGAUAAUAUUUAAGUCCUACAUGAACCUCCUUGAAUAUAUGGCUGACGUUCUUAAAUACUUUUUGGAUAAGGAUUAUGGUCUUUGGUUCGAUCCAGGUUAUUUAUCCAUAACCUCCAAGAUGCGUCCUUCAGGAUAACUCUACAAGACCCUUAGAUAUGCCUUUGUCUAGACCCAAUAAAUACUAGUG